AUGCCGAACCCCAUCAAGGACAUUACCCGCGUGGACACGACCUCGUUUCCCUACAUUUACGAAGAGAAUGUUACGAUUCCUUUGAAGGACAACGCCGGAUUGAUUCGGUGCAAUGUCUACCGGCCCAAGGAUGCCCAACCCUCUCCAGUUUUGGUUACCUACGGGCCAUAUGGGAAGGAUAUCCACUACAAAGACUUCCACGCCAAGUCUUACAGCGAAGUAAAUCCCGAGCAUCACUCCGACCAUUCGGCAUGGGAGACUCCGGAUCCUGGAUUCUGGACCAAGCAUGGCUAUGCUGUUGUUCGCGCCGACGAGCGUGGCCUAGGUCAGUCGCCCGGCGUCUUGGACACCAUGUCGCGGGGCACUAGCGAAGCCUUUGUGGAUGUAGUGGAAUGGGCCGCUGAGCAGUCCUGGUCCAGCGGUAAGGUUGGUCUGCUAGGUAUCAGCUACUACGCCGGCAGCCAGUGGCGUGUCGCUGCCCGUCAGCCCAAAGGCCUGUCCAUUCUGUCCAACUCCUUUAUCAAGUUCUGGUGGAAUCGCCAGGUAAUAACGAAUCAAUAUGGCCGACCUGGGCGCGCUGCCCGCAACUGGGGUCCCGAUACGAUUGAGGGUGACCUGUCAGAGGACGAACUAUUGGCGAAUCGCAACGACCAGACGGUCGAUAACGCCACUCACAGGUUCCGCGAUGAACCGUACUACGCCUCCAAAGAGUAUAACAUGGAGGAUAUCAAGGUCCCACUGCUCUCUGUUGCGAACUGGGGCGGUAUUCUGCUGCACCUCCGUGGCAACGUGAUCGGCUAUAUGAAUGCAGGUUCAGAGCACAAAUAUCUAAGAUUUAUAACUGGCCGCCAUGACCUGCCAUUCUACUAUCAUGAAGAGGUCGAGCUGCAAAGAAGCUUUCUGGAUGCGUUCCUCAAGGGGGAGGAUCGCGAAGGAUGGAGCACUGGCCAGGCACCCAAGGUGGACGUCUUGCUCCGGAAGGGAAAUGUUGGCUUUGAUAACGCUGAGGCUGAACGAGCCUAUACUCGGCGUACUGAGAACGAAUGGCCCAUCGCUCGCACGCAAUACACGAAGUUCUUCCUCACCCCAGAUCUUCAGCUGCAGACGCAAUUACCACAGUCGAAAUUGCUGAAGGUUGAUUACCGCGCGUUAGGGACUUUGGAAAAUCCUCAGCUUGUGCAAUUUAGCACCCCUGCUUUUACACAAGAAACUGAGAUCACCGGCCACGUUGUCGCUCAUUUAAACGUGUCCGUCACCCCUGACAAGGGAGGUCCGCUUCCCUCCGAUAUCGAUCUUUUCGUGACGCUGCGCUAUAUCUCCCCUACUGGUGAAGAGGUAUACUACACCGGUACUGCCGGAGACCCCGUACCGCUCGCCAAAGGUUGGCUGCGCGCAAGUAUGCGCAAGGUGAACGAGAAGAACCUUCGCCACCGGGAGUAUUUGCCGCAUCGCGAUUACUUCUCGACGGAUGUCUUGCCUGUGAUGCCUGGUGAGGUCUAUCCGGUAGAUGUAGAGAUCUGGCCGACCAACGUAGUAGUCGAAAAAGGUGGUAAGAUCGUCCUGGAGGUGUCGUCAGGCGAUACACAGGGGUCUGGAAUCUUCCAGCACAAUGACCCCAGCGAUCGCUCCCCCGAGAAACUGCAAGGAACCAACCACAUACAUUUCGGGCCGGCGUACGAGAACUAUGUGACUCUUCCUGUGAUUCCAGGCGAAUAA
Aspergillus bombycis is the source of this 1716-nucleotide messenger RNA. Its product is annotated as CocE/NonD family hydrolase. Gene Ontology annotation, molecular function: dipeptidyl-peptidase activity. Bases 1 to 1716 code for a protein of 571 amino acids. The record is from RefSeq and is a predicted model, not a curated record. NCBI's taxonomy places the organism in Eukaryota, Fungi, Ascomycota, Eurotiomycetes, Eurotiales, Aspergillaceae. The transcript is spliced from 4 exons.